ACAGCGAUAACGAUUUAACAUUAUAUAUCGAUGCGCAAAACAUUUACUUUUAUUAAAUAAACUUAAGCAACUGCCUCUUAAAAGAACUUAUUUAACAUACCCGACGUUAAAUUAAUAUAAACCAUUUAUUUAAAAUUCAAUUUGUUCAUAGAGGUAACGCUGUUGUUCUGUAAGUCGCCCUCCACCGAGCAACUGAUUGACAAAAACACAUUUUUGGAAAUUUCGACUUGAACCAGAAUUGCGAAGAUUUCCAGAUAGUUUUAGAAAUUAAAACGGUAAACGAAUAUCGCCAUUGAAGCAAGUAAUGUAAAAGAUCUUUCUUUGCCUCGAUGUCUUCAGCACAGCGUCAAAAGCAAUUCGACCCGACCCGCGGCAACGACACAACAAUAAGUCAAAAAAACAAAACAAACAGAAGCUUGAACUCUCCCGGACAACGGAAGCUGCAGGUCUCAAUGGAGAGCCUACAGGUACAACAACCAAAUAUCAGUAGACGUUCCGCCGGCUCUAAUUGGCAAGCGGCAGCAGCAGUUGGCAGCGAGAAUCAAAAACAGACAACAACUGCUGGAGAUGAGGACGCAAAUGCCGUCUUAACCAAAUCGGCACGUGCGCGUCUCAAACGCAAGACACAGCGCAAUCGGUACUUGGCCAUGGACUGCGAAAUGGUCGGUGUCGGUUUCAAUGGCCAGGAUGACAUGCUGGCACGUGUCUCCAUUGUGAACAAAGUGGGUGAAGUGCUUUUGGACAAGCAUGUGAAGCCCCGCGAGUUAGUCACAGAUUAUAGGACAAGCGUCUCGGGCAUACGGCCCCAUGACAUCGAAAAUGGCGAGGAGUUUGAAGCUGUGCAGGAUGAGGUGGUCAAGCUUCUACAUGGUAAAAUACUUGUCGGCCACGCCCUGCGCAAUGAUCUCGCCGUGCUGAGCAUUAAGCAUCCCAUGGCCCACAUUCGUGACACCUCGCGCUACAAGCCGCUCUGCAAACUCGUCUCGAAUGGCCAUACACCUAGCCUCAAGCGUCUAACUAUGGCCGUGCUUGGCCAGGAGAUACAGACCGGCGAGCAUAACUCUGUGGAAGAUGCACGCGCUGCCAUGGGCAUCUAUAAUCGAAUUGCUCCUGACUGGGAGAAAUAUCUAGAACGGCGUCAGCAACAGAAAUGACAGCAACAUAAUACGAAUAAACUAGCAUUAAGUCAUUGU
Molecule: messenger RNA, 1193 nt
Organism: Drosophila hydei
Lineage: Eukaryota; Metazoa; Arthropoda; Insecta; Diptera; Drosophilidae
Product: RNA exonuclease 4
Exons: 2
Coding region: 330-1154 (274 amino acids)
Biological process (GO): rRNA processing
Cellular component (GO): nucleus
Molecular function (GO): nucleic acid binding; 3'-5' exonuclease activity
Source: RefSeq, a predicted model, not a curated record